Messenger RNA from Saccostrea cuccullata (small rock oyster), 1031 nucleotides. Its product is annotated as GTPase IMAP family member 9-like. The record is from RefSeq and is a predicted model, not a curated record. Bases 124 to 963 code for a protein of 279 amino acids. Lineage: Eukaryota; Metazoa; Mollusca; Bivalvia; Ostreida; Ostreidae. Gene Ontology annotation, molecular function: GTP binding. The transcript is spliced from 2 exons.
UUAGGCUUGAUUACACACUUCGUUAUCUACAUAUAUUAUUUAUCAAGUAUUUCAAUGUACACAGGAAAACCCUAUUAAAACAAUUUCCCUACAUUUUGCGCAAAUCAUUAGUGAUGAAAGACAAUGAUAUCAUCUACAACCAGUGCUAACACAUUUAGAGAAAUGGAUAGCGGGAGUUCACAUGUUUCGGAUUCACUUCCCCUGAAGGUGUUUUUAAUUGGACCUCGAGGAGCUGGAAAAAGUGCAACAAUUAACACCAUAUUAGGAGAGAAGGUGGCUCCAUCAACAUCAGGCCUCAGUUCUGAAUCUACGACAAAAGACAUUACCGAGUAUCAUGUGAAGGAUCUCAACAUUACAUUAGUGGACACGCCAGCAUUAAGAAAACCGGUGACCAAGAAAAUCCAUCGAGCACUUGCAGGAAAUGACAUCAUAGGUUUUGUUAUUCCUGCGCAAAGAAUGCAAGUGGAAGUGAUUUCAAGUAUCGGACUUUUUUUGAAACAUUUAAGACAUUUUCAUAAAAGAAGUUUUAUCAUAAUUACGAAAGGCAAGAACUACAAUGCAGAAGGUGUAUUCAAUUGGAAAGCUAUAGAAGAGUUAUACAAUAUAUAUACAGCUGUUGAACGGAGAAUAGCAGUGUUUGAAAACAAUUUUGAAACGCAAAGGCAACAAAAAGAUCAAAUUGAAAAGCUAUUGUACAUUGUAAAUAAAUGCAAAGCAAACGAAACAUCUCUUCUACCACCAAGCACUGAUAAAUUAGUUAAGAUUAAAUCUGCAAUCGCUGUUGCUUGCUUUGAAGAAGGUGGCAAUAUCAUAGUUCAUACUGUCAUUAACAUUAUUGAAAGAAGCUGUUAUGAUAUAUUAGAGUCAUUGACUAAGAAUGUUCUUCAAAAGACAAUAUUCUCAAUUGCACCUACAGUUUUUGAAUUGUCUUCUUACAAUUCUAUAUUAUGGAUUUAUUUUUGAUUUUACUUGUAUUUUUCUGAAUACAUUUGUGGAUUUUAUAAAUAAAUUUUGGGCACAAAAAUGAAAAG